Messenger RNA from Melanotaenia boesemani (Boeseman's rainbowfish), 4354 nucleotides. It is a transcript of the gene s1pr1, whose product is annotated as sphingosine-1-phosphate receptor 1. Gene Ontology annotation, molecular function: sphingosine-1-phosphate receptor activity. NCBI's taxonomy places the organism in Eukaryota, Metazoa, Chordata, Actinopteri, Atheriniformes, Melanotaeniidae. The record is from RefSeq and is a predicted model, not a curated record. Gene Ontology annotation, cellular component: membrane. Gene Ontology annotation, biological process: angiogenesis; sphingosine-1-phosphate receptor signaling pathway. The transcript is spliced from 2 exons. The coding region runs from base 366 to 1478 and encodes 370 amino acids.
UCUCCUUCACUCUGCUGUUUUCUUUUGGACUCUGAAGGUGGAAAAAAGAAGAAGAAACCACUUCUCUCUUUAUGAAAACUGCUCCAUCAUCGGAACGUCGACGCGACGUUUCAGUAGAAACUCAGAAAACAAAAAGUUUUUUAUUUUUUAUUUUUAACUGGAAAUAAAAUAAAAACCAAGCUGGACGUCGCGACGUCGCUUUCUGAGCAGCCGGUCUGAGGAGCCGCGUUCAGCUGAACUCAGGACCAUGUCCCCCUCCAUCUGCAGGACUGUCUUUGCUCCUCCUCAGGGUGACCACCUGACAUGAAAGACUGAAGUUUGAGGACACGGUGCCCCCUGCUGGACUCCUGCUGCAGCUGCAGGCCAUGGCUGAGCCCAGCUACUCCGACCUGAUUGCCAAACACUACAACUACACCGGCAAGUUCCGUAAGACCCAGCAGGACUCGGGUCUGAAGGCCGACUCUGUGGUCUUCAUCAUCGUGUGCUGCUUCAUCAUCCUGGAGAACAUCCUGGUCCUGACCACCAUAUGGAGGACCAAGAAGUUCCACAAGCCCAUGUACUACUUCAUUGGGAACCUGGCUCUGUCCGACUUGCUGGCAGGUGUCGUCUACACCGCCAAUAUCCUGCUGUCGGGCGCCAACACCUACAAGCUGACGCCCACGCAAUGGUUCUUCAGGGAGGGCAGUAUGUUCGUGGCGCUGGCGGCGUCCGUCUUCAGCCUGCUGGCCAUCGCUAUCGAGCGCCACCUCACAAUGCUGAAGAUGAAGCUGCACAACAAUGGCAACACAUGUCGUGUGUUCCUGCUCAUCAGCACGGUGUGGAUGAUUGCAGCGGUGCUGGGGGGGCUGCCGGUAAUGGGCUGGAACUGCAUCCAGAACAUGGUGCAGUGCUCUACGGUGCUGCCGCUCUACCACAAGACCUACAUCCUGUUCUGCACCACCGUCUUCAGCAUCAUCCUCAUGGCCAUCGUGGUGCUCUACGCUCGGAUCUAUGCGUUGGUGCGCACUCGCAGCCGAAAACUUGUCUUCCGUAAAGUGUCCAACGGCCGCGGCAAUGCCAGCACCAACAGCAAGAGCUCAGAGAAGUCGCUGGCUCUCCUGAAGACCGUCAUCAUUGUUCUGAGCUGCUUCAUUGCCUGCUGGGCACCACUCUUCAUCCUCCUGCUGCUGGACGUGGCCUGUGAGACGCUGAGCUGCCCCAUCCUCUACAAGGCCGAGUGGUUCCUGGCGCUUGCCGUUCUCAACUCUGCCAUGAACCCGCUCAUCUACACGCUGACCAGCAACGAGAUGCGCCGAGCGUUCCUCAAGACCCUGCUGUGCUGCACGGCCUGCAUCCGGCCAAAAGCCAAGUUCACCGGGCCAAUCAUGGGCGCCGAGUUCAGCCGCAGCAAAUCCGAUAACUCCUCCCAUCCCAACAAGGAGGAGGCGGAGUAUUCGCCGAAGGAGACCACUUCUGGGAACGUCACGUCGUCAUCCUAAACAAGGAAAGGAGUCUGGGUUUGUGUUUGUACAGGAGACACAUGCAAUGUCGUUUCGAGACUUGCUGAUCAGGUCUCACAGCACUUAUGGAGACUUCCAAACUGGUUAAACUGGAACCAGAGAACCAUGACUUAGUGGAAGUCCACACUCUGUUUGUAGUCCACAACCUUCAGUCAGAGCCGCCGCGCCAGCUGCAGGAGGACCAUCGGUGUAGCUGCUGCAUCCCACAGGCAGCCGGCUCUCUUCAGUUCAGCUGCUGCUUGUGGAUUAUUAUGGUCCCUGUUUGAGUCCAGACCGGGUCAGACCAGAACCUGGUUCAGCAGAUUUCUUCCAAAUAUCCUCGUGAUACAAAACAUUAUCUUGGAAAACACACACGAGCAAACAGUGGGAGCAUCUGGAGGGUUGAUAGCGGCUCUAGUAGUGAAUUACUGAUGCGAUUCAAUGCAUCAUGAAGGUUCCUGAGCAGCAGUUCUGAGCCGGAUAGAAGUUUUUAUUGAUCCCCGUAGAAGUGUCAGACUUUUCACUCACCCUCUAAGAACAACUAGGACAUGUAGCGCUUAAACACACACCUAUGAAAUAUUUAAGAUAUACAAAUUAAUUCAUGAUGUUUUCUCCACUGUCUUUAAAAACACUCAUUUAUGGAGACCCACACAUGACUUCAGAGUUCUGUUGCUUAUUUACCCCUUUUUUUGUCAAAUUAAAUGUCAUUCAUUUAAUUUGUAUAAAACAUUAAUUUUAUACAAAUUCCACAGAUUUGAAAUGAGCUUAAAGUUGAAACUAAACCUGCUAAAAAUCACAUUGGUGAAACAAUGAAGAGCAUAAAAACAUUCAAUUUUCUGCAAGAUUGGUUAAAAAGAAGAAAGGGAAAAACAGUGGAAGUUUUCCUUUUUUUGGACUUAUUUUUGGUCUACUGUGAGUAAAUUUUACCUGAACAAAAAUGUCUUUUUGAACCAUGGCUAGCUUUUCUUUUGAAAAUUUACACGGCAAAUAAGGGAAGAAAAAGGAUACAAAACUGAAAAAGAAAAAGAUCAAAAUAACUGAGUUAAGGUUUUAUUUCAUAUAAAAAUUCUAAGUUGACAUUAACCUUCGUUCAUUUUUAUAUAAUACCAUAGGUGAGGGUAGGAACAUAGCAGUAAAUCGAGAGCUUCUUCACCUCCACAGACCGAUGCAGAGUCCACAUCACGGCAACGCUGCACCUGCUCCUUCCUUUCCUCGCUUAUAAACAAAUAUCCUAGAUCCCGGGUGUCCUGCUCUGGUCCUCGAGGGCUGCAGCCCUACAGGUUUUAGAUGUUUUCCUGCUCCUGAUUCAAAUUAAAUGUCUCUCUUCCUUGUCAAGUGCUGCCCAAAUAUGUUGAUCCAUUAAUCUGAAUAAGGUGUUUACAUCCCUAUCCUAGACAUUUGAACUCCUCCACUGGAAACAGAAUCUCAUUCCAGACCCAAAGAGGAAACUCCACUCUUUUCUAGGGAGAGCUGGAGAUCAUGGCCCGAUGAAGCCAACAGAGCCACAUCAUCUGCAAAAAAGCAGAGUCCCAAUCCUGAGUCCACAAAACUGUUCCCCUGCAACUGGACUGGAACUGAGGCCCUCCCUGAGCCAUCACCUUAUCGUAAUGGAGGGGUUUGCAUGUCCCAGCGGUCCUAUGAGAUAUGUUGUCCGGGACUUCCUGGUAGGGUCACCCAAGGCAAACAGGUCUCCAGGUGAGGGACAAAAAGCAGCUCAAGACAUUCCUAUGAAAAAAAUAUCAUUGUAGAUCGAUUCCCAGCCUCUAGCUUCUGCAUUCAAAUGGGAAUUUGGUUUUAGAAACCUCCAUGAUAAUUGAUCAUCAAUACAAUUAAGACUGUUAAAGCUCUGAAGUAAAUAACAAAGUUAAAUCACAUUUUACAUUGAUGGUUAUUUUGUGCGAUUUGUCCCAAAAGCUGCUGAACUCUGGAUUCAUGAUGAUGGGAUGUUUUGUAAAAAGUUUCUGGUUUAAAAGUUGUAGAAACUGUGGGUCAAAAUGUAUUUUCUAUUUUCUGUGUGUGUUGCUGUUGUUUGUAGCGUCGUCUGCAUAGUUUCAUUAAUUUAUAUCUGAAAGCUUGAAGGAAAAAUGUUUAAUGAUGAAAUGAGACGUUUUGCUCAGCUGUGCCACAGAUCUAUGGAAGCCCAUUCCUGCCAAUAAUAAAUAAUCAAAUCUCAGAAUGGGAGGUGAAAUAUGCUAAAAAUGCUCAAGUAAAAAAAGGAUUAAAUUGGUUUGUAUUGAUUAUGAAAUGUACAAAAAAUGGAGGUUGGAAAUAACUCUUUACAAUUUUACUAGAAAACUUGUGGAGUUUUUCUUUUUUCGUUUAAUUACUUUUACAUUUGUUAAUCAUAUUUGAUUAGAUUAUCUUUGGCUCCGGUUACGGAAGAUCUCAAUGGACCUUAUGGUGAGAUUAUUAAAACAACUGAUUUUAAGUAUAAUUGGCAUGAUCUUUUUAAAACUUUUUCUCGAGAAUAGGGUUCCAUAGACCUGUUUCCAUGGUUACCAGUACCAUUUGACUUCCUCUCAUUCUCCAUCAGGAGCUGACUGAUUGAUUAAUUAAUUAAUUCCUUUGUUGUUGUCAAACAGUUUGUGACAGUCCAGCCUGAACUGUCUGUCUGCACUGUUUAACUCCUGGAUGUUUGUUUGUUAGCACUUAAUAAAAAUAAAUAGAAACACGAUUUGUUUCUGAAUUAAUAAAGUUUGAAAAGUUCCAUAAAUCCAACAUCUUGUCCUAACAAGGAAAAACUGGAAGGAAAAUAUUAACAAAAAAUGUCACAUGUUUGAUCAGUUUUACUUUUUCAACAUGUUAAUUAUUUGAGCAGCUGAAACGUGUCAAAAUAUACGAAAAAGAAAUAAAUAUUAAACAUGUGACUAACUCUU